AUGGCAACACGCAAGAAAACAACGACUCGUGGUAAUGCCCCAAAUGUUGAGGCAGGAGGACCCACUAGGGCUACUCGUGCUGCGGCUGCCACCCGAGUCCCAUCGACUAUUGAAGCUCCCAAGGCACCGUCGUCGAAGGCUAAGGCGAGAAAGCCAAUUACAAGCAGGGAUAAUGCUCCUCCUCCAUCUCAGAAGAGUGGAAGAGCAAAGUCACCGGUAAAGCACAUACCAGAUGAUAACGACAGGGAACCUAUAAGGGCUUUCCUGCGCAUUCGUCCUAAUACUGAAACCAAUGAAGAUUCCAACACACCUUACCUCAAGCCUUUGUCCGAUAUGACUGUGCAGAUGACUGACUUCUCGGGGAGCAAUCGCAUCCGAAUGCAUCCACAAGCACAAGUCUAUACAUUUAAUCACGUUUUUCCGCCUGAAACAGCCCAGCCCGAAUUCUUCACCAGAACCACUCUCCCACUUGUUCGGGAUGUCCUUCAAGGACAAAAUGGUUUAAUUUUCGCGUAUGGAGUAACUAAUUCAGGGAAGACGUAUACAAUUCAAGGAGGGGCAGAACGAAACGCUGCAGGUCUUUUACCAAGAACUCUCGAUGUUGUCUUCAACAGCCUUGAAGGUCUCCACAGCAAUGCUCCUUAUCGUCCCAUACGCAUGUCUGGGGUGGAACGUAUCGCAGAUGAUGAUACACAAUUCACUUUCCCGGAUAUUCCAGACGAACAGGCUAUCGCGAAAGCUUUCGGAGAAAUCUGCUUACAAGGAGUGGACCCAACAACUGUUAAAGUUGAUAAAAAUUACGAAUAUUCAAUUUGGAUUUCGUAUGCAGAGGUGUACAACGAGAAGGUGUAUGACCUGCUAUCGAACAACUCGUCGGAAGAGGACGGCAGCACCCAUGUAACACCCCAGAGAUCCAGUGGAGUUUCGCGAUCCGGAAAUGCGAAGCGGCCGCCACGCUCAACAACAACAUGGUCACAUCUCGCCUCAAUGGCAUCAUGUCCAUCUUCUAACGAUAUUCUUCUUGUCAAGAGGAAAGCUCUUUCACUUAAGAAGGAUCCAGAAGGAGGAGGCAAAUACGUCGCUGGUCUGAAAUGUGUUCGUGUAUGCUCUGCAGAAGAUGCGAAGCGUGUCUUCCGCGCUGGCAACAUCAACCGUCGCGUAUUUGGUACGCUCACAAACGCCGUAUCGUCACGCAGUCAUGGUAUAUUCACAUUGCGGGUCGUCCGAGUGCAUCGCGGAGACCCAACGGAUGUUACCGUAUCGCGACUUUCCAUUGUCGACCUUGCUGGUUCAGAACGUACUAAGAACACACAGACCACAGGUGAUCGCUUGAAGGAGGCGGGAAGCAUCAACAAGUCACUUAUGGUGCUUGGUCAGUGUAUGGAGGCCAUGAGGAGCAACCAACGAAGACUAGCCGCGAUGCUUGCAGCACCCGGGCGUGGUGGUCUUGAUCUCGCCAAUCCCGGUCCGGGUGUAAAACUUGCGAUCAUUCCUUUCCGUCAUAGUAAGUUAACCGAAUUAUUCCAAGACUUCUUCACGGGAGAGCAAGGAGGACGUGCUGUAAUGAUCGUCAACGUCAAUCCAUACGAUACUGGCUUUGAUGAAAACAGUCACGUAAUGCGUUUUGCAGCCCUAGCAAGGGAGGUAACAACCGCGCCUUCUACCGUUCCGAAAGCCAAUGUCCGGCAGACUCCUAAUCCCGUUGAGCGCGUGUUUUCGGGAAGUAGAGCUCCAGUUCCACACAGGAGGAACGUUACGAUACCUACAGGUGGCGCAGGAACGAGGAAACAAAGUGAAGCACACGUGGAGAUUAUUGAAGAGGAUGCGGAGUCGGAUGAUGGCGAGCCUGUUGACCUCUUGGUCGACGCAUUGUUCGGGGAGCUGGAAGACUUACGUAUUAAGCUCUACGAGUCAGAAAUGCGCUGUGCCGUCAUAGAAACCGAAACACGGGAAGAAGUGAUGCAAGAAAUGGAAGCUCGAAUGUUGGAUAUGGAACGUGUGUUUGCCAGACGUCUUAAGCAAGCUGUUGAGCAAAGCGAAGUCAAGACAGAUGCGAAGAUUGACAUGCUUCAGCAAUUCGGUGCUUUCAAAUCAAACUCGCGGGUCACGAGAAAGUCAAAAGCUGCAGAUACCAGUUUAGAUUCCUUUGCGACCGCAAAAACGCACGAGACUGGCGUAACAUAUGAUACCGAAAGUGAUGAAGAUGCCGACGAAGAACUCUCAGAUGACCCAUUAAGCAAGUUUAGCGAGUUAGGUGAUGCAGAGAGCACGUAUGAAGAAUCACUCGCUCAAUCACCCCUGGCGCACAAAAAGAUCUCCAAGACAGGGAAGGAUAAACGUCCAUCAGAACCGUCCGUUAUCGGUUUGCGCGACGAGGACAUGGGCAUUGAUGAAUUAGACGCUGACGAGACUAUUACUGCUGGUAACUCGACCGAUGGGGACGAAGAGAGCGAAGAAGGUACAGAGACGGAAGAAGAUGAAGAUGAAGAUGAAGAUGAAGAUGAAGAUGAAGAUGAAGAUGAAGAUGAAGAUGAAGACGGUGUAGAUGAGGAUGAGUGGCUGCCUGAUGCAGAGCCAAAGUCGACACCAAAGGCAGAAAUUGAAUCAAAGGUCCGGGGUUCGACUGCUAAACCGAGGUCAACUGGGGGUGUCACCAAGCUGCAGAAAACGAUGAAAGACAUGUCUCUGUAUGCUGAUGACGAUGAAGAGGACGAGGACAAUAAGGAAAAUAGUCCCGAGCCCAAAUCAAAGAGACGCCUUCCGAAAAUUGAGCCCAGCAAAGGUGUACGACGGUCGACAAGGCGCACCAACAAUUAA
Fomitiporia mediterranea MF3/22 is the source of this 2817-nucleotide messenger RNA. Its product is annotated as kinesin-domain-containing protein. Gene Ontology annotation, cellular component: nucleus; microtubule; kinesin complex. NCBI's taxonomy places the organism in Eukaryota, Fungi, Basidiomycota, Agaricomycetes, Hymenochaetales, Hymenochaetaceae. The record is from RefSeq and is a predicted model, not a curated record. Gene Ontology annotation, biological process: microtubule-based movement. Gene Ontology annotation, molecular function: microtubule binding; ATP binding; ATP hydrolysis activity. The coding region runs from base 1 to 2817 and encodes 938 amino acids. The transcript has 8 exons.